Molecule: messenger RNA, 976 nt
Organism: Melanotaenia boesemani (Boeseman's rainbowfish)
Lineage: Eukaryota; Metazoa; Chordata; Actinopteri; Atheriniformes; Melanotaeniidae
Gene: eslec
Product: galactose-specific lectin nattectin
Exons: 5
Coding region: 123-809 (228 amino acids)
Molecular function (GO): signaling receptor activity
Source: RefSeq, a predicted model, not a curated record
AUUUUUUCAUUAAUUUACUUGCUUAGUUCGUUAUUAACAUGUUAGUUAUGCAUCUCAACAUUUUCUUGGUAUUUUUGUGCCAUAGAAGUUGACCCUUGUUCAUCAUCACCAUCAUCCUCAUCAUGAAGCUGUUCGGUUUAUGCCUGAUGCUAGGCACCGUUGUGACCCUGAGUCAAGCAAAUCCGAUCAACUCCACCCUCACCAGGCACAUCGGAGGCAUCUGUGAGUUAAAGAGACACAACUGCCCGGACCUGCUCGGGGCCUUCUGCCCACAGUGCGACGACCACGGGAACUUCCUCCCAAAGCAGUGCUCCGGCUCGACCGGUUACUGCUGGUGUGUCGAUGUCAUCACUGGAGAGGAGAUACCCAACACGAGGAGCCGGCCUGGGGUCAUGCCUGUCAACUGUGAAAUGCACGAGCACUGUCCGUAUGGCUGGUCCCGCUUCGAAGAGCGGUGUUUCAUCUUCGUUGACAACCCGAAGUCGUGGCUUGAAGCUGAGGUUUUCUGUCAGUUUGAUGAGGCCAACCUGGCGUCAAUCCACAGUGAUGAGGAGAAUCACUUUGUCCAGUCUCUGAUCCGCGAAAACACCAACAACUUCCCAGAAACAUGGAUUGGAGGCAAUGAUGGCAUGCAUCCUGGUUUCUGGAUGUGGUCUGACGGCUCAAAGUUCCACUAUGACAACUGGUAUAGUGAUGACAAUGAUGAGGAAACUGAACGCUGUCUGAGGAUGAAUUAUCAAUAUGGCUUGAAAUGGUCCGCUACCCACUGCGACGAUGCUCUACCUUUUGUUUGUUCCAAGAGUACCUAAACCCAACCUGAUCGUUUGCUAGUUAGUAGGAUGCACAUGUAGCAGUGCAGCAGAUGUAGAUCUUUUCUUAGUUCAAUGUGAUUGAUGUGCCAGUCUUUUCUGCAGAUCAUCAUGUUUGUACAUGAAUACCUUUUAUGCUGUUAUUAAAAUUUCUGGACUGUCUGAAA